CCUGCCCAGAGUCAGCAGUUCCCCUGCAUUCCCAAAAUCAAACAGCAAUAGGGCAGGACACGGCAGGCUAACUGCAGGAUAGAGCUAUGAGUCAAGUACUGCACCAUAUCAAUGACAGCCCAGCUGGAGCAAACGACAUACGGUCUAUCUAACUUCAGACAGACACAGUAUUCUUGAAGAGAUAAUGGUAAGUCCUCUAAUGUGGUGGGAUGGGUUGGCUCUGUGUCUGCGCACAUUGCGGUCUUUUUUCUUACUGCAUGGGAUAUUUAUGUACAAUAACCUUGAAGAUGUGCUACAGUAGCCUAGUGCAGUACAGCGCAGAUGAGGAGGAGAGGAUCGAGGAGUAUGGCGUAGGGUUUUUUGUUUACAAUGUGGUCAGGUUAUUUGUUACAAUGUGGUCAGCAGCAUGUUUCCAUGUUCCUGUUAUAGGCUAUAGGCGAUUAAAAUGUAUAAUAUUGCAGAGUUGUCUGUAAAGGAACUUUGCUGCAAUAACAACCCUUUAUUUUUAUUUUUUAUUUUUUACAUCUAAACAUUUUAGUCAUUUAUCAGACGCUCUUAUCCAGAGCGACUUACAGUUUAGUAAGUGCAUAGAUUUUUCAUACUGGCCCCCCGUGGGAAACGAACCAACAACCCUGGCGUUGCAAGCGCCAUGCUCUACCAACUGAGCUACAGGACCAUGGCCUAAACAUAUGGGGGAGCUCUCUUUGACAUUCCCACUGGGCAAAACCUGGUUGAAUCAACGUUGUUUCCACGUAAUUUCAACCCCAAAAAAUCUAUGUUGAAUCAACAUGGAAACCAAAAAGUCAUCAACUUAAGGGAAUUUCGUAUUUUUUUUUCACCCAACUUUUAACCUAAAUCCAAUGACAGAUUUACAUAUUGGUUGAUUUCACAUUGAAUUCACUCACGUUAGUUAACAACUCAAGCAAAUGUAAAUCAAAUCUAAAUGUUGAACUGACAUCUGUGCCCAUUGUGUUGUCUCCAUAUAGGUGUACACUGAAGUUGCACUUUAACCUACAGUGCAUUCGGAAAGUAUUCAGACCCCUUGACUUUUUCCACAUUUUAUUACGUUACAGCCUUAUUCUAAAAUUGAUUAAAUCGUUUCCCCCCCUCACCAAUCUAUACACAAUACCCCUUAAUGGUGAAGCAAAAACAAGGUUUUGAAUUUUUUGCUAAUUUAUAAAAAAACAAAACGGAAAUAUAACAUUUACAUAAGUAUUCAGACCCUUUACUCAGUACUUUGUUGAAACACCUUUGGCAACGAUUACAGCCUUGAGUCUUCUUGGGUAUGACGCUACAAUUUUGGCACACCUGUAUUUGGGGAGUUUCUCCCAUUCUUCUCUGCAGAUCCUCUCAAGCUCUGUCAGGUUGGAUGGGGAGCGUCGCUGCACAGCUAUUUUCAGGUCUCUCCAGAGAUGUUCGAUCGUGUUCAAGUCCGGGCUCUGGCUGGGCCACUUAAGGUCAUUCAGAGACUUGUUCCAAAGCCACUCCUGCGUUGUCUUGGCUGUGUGCUUAGGGUCGUUGUCCUGUUGGAAAGUGAACCUUCGCCCCAGUCUGAGGUCCUGAGCGCUCUGAGCAGGUUUUCAUCAAGGAUCUCUCUAUACUUUGCUCCGUUCAUCUUCCCCUCGGUCCUGACUAGUCUCCCAGUCCCUGCCGCUGAAAAACAUCCCCACAGCAUGAUGCUGCCACCACCAUUCUUCACCAUAGGGAUGGUGCCAGGUUUCCUCCAGACGUGACGCUUGGCAUUCAGGCCAAAGAGUUCAAUCUUGGUUUCGUCAGACCAGCGAAUCUUCUCAUGGUCUGAGAGUCUUUAGGUGCCUUUUGGCAAACUCCAAGCGGGCUUUCAUGUGCCUUUUACUGAGGAGUGGCUUCCGUCUGGCCACUCUACCAUAAAGGCCUGAUUGGUGGAGUGCUGCAGAGAUGGUUCUCCUUCUGGAAGGUUCUCUCAUCUCCACAGAGGAACUCUAGAGCUCUGUCAGAGUGACCAUAGGGUUCUUGGUCACCUCCCUGACCAAGGCCCUCCUCCCCCCGAUUGCUCAGUUUGGCCAGGCGGCCAGCUCUAGGAAGAGUCUUGGUGGUUCCAAACUUCUUCCAUUUAAGAAUGAUGGAGGCCACUGUGUUUUUGGGGACCUUCAAUGCUGCAGACAUUUUUUGAUACCCUUCCCCCGAUCUGUGCCUCGACACAAUCCUGUCUCGGUGCUCUACAGACAAUUCCUUCGACCUCAUGGCUUGGUUUUUGCUCUAACAUGCACUGUCAACUGUGGGACCUUAUAUAGACCUUAUAUAUAGACCUUAUAUUUCCAAAUCAUGUACAAUCAAUGUAAUAUACCACAGGUGGACUCCAAUCAAGUUGUAGAAACUACUCAAGGAUGAUCAAUGGAAACAGGAUGCACUUGAGCUCAAUUUCGAGUCUCAUAGCAAAGGGUCUGAAUACUUACGUAAAUAAGGUAUUUCUGUUUUUUUAUUUUAAUAAAUUAGCAAACAUUUCUAAAAACCAGUUUUCGCUUUAUCAUUAUGGGGUAUUGUGUGUAGAUUGCUGAAAAAUAUAUAUAAUCCAUUUUAGAAUAAGGUCCCUGUGUGAUACCAUUUCUGAAGAACUUUAUUGAGCAGCUACAGCUACUCAUCCUUUCUUAUGGGGUUCUAACAUAGCCUAGUGCAAAGUGAGCUAACUUUAGAGGCCCCAUUCCCAUCACAUGGUGAACUGCACUCUCUUACCACUGCAUGAUGUAGCAGCUGAUGUCAUAGUCAUACCAAUUUAGCAGACACUCUUAUCCAGAGUGAUUGCAUACAUUUUUGUACUGGUCCCCCAUGGGAAUCAAACCCACAACCCUGGCGUUGCAAGCGCCAUGCUCUACCAACUGAGCCACACAUACCCUAAACAAGAUGCGAUGGAUGGCGUAGUGGUGCCAGGAAAAUAACCUCUCCCUCAACGUCAACAAAACAAAGAAGCUGAUGGUGGACUCAGAGCAUAUGAGCGGAGUGGAGCGGUGAGAAUCUCAGCUCCUCGCUCACGGAGCUGUUCACCCCUCCGCUCCCCCCGCUCAAAGCCACAUCAGGCCAGCCCGCUCAUUAUCGCUCAGCGCUCAACGCAGUUUGCAUCGCGCUCCACUCAAAUCGCCCCCGCUCACUCCAAAAAAGGAACAAAAUCUGCAUGUAUUUCACUUUUAGCUUAAACCACAGCCUUACUUUAUCUCCCCGAAUUUGUUGCAUACAGACUCAUCUCGGAUGAUCCAUUCUGUCUUGAAACGGGGAUCUAACACUGACGCUAAAAUGAGAUGUUAAUCAGUAUAGUAUAUUCCAUAGCGAAUUGACACGUUGUUUGCCAAUGUUUCUGCAAAAGCAGCAAUGCCCAUUGGAAGUGCAGCGUGAGUGUAAUCGGUGAGCAGGGAUUUGAUUUCUGUGACAGCAGGGAGGAUCAUCCCCAGGUUCCCCAGCUCCUUCUGCAUUUUGUCUGUGAGGUCUGCUAGUGGUGUCAGCACACUGACAAGGUGCGUCAGCUGCCGUACUUGAUUCAGGGUGAUGUUAGCAACAUUAGACUUGAGUUUGUUUUACCAUAACGGGUCUUUUUGGAACAACCGGAUGAACGACUGAAUCAUCCGCAGCUGGCUGCUCCAUCGAAUGGCGCAGGCAUUUGUGGGGCGGACACCUAAUUGGUCGGUUUCCUCUGUGCUCUUGCGUACACUUUUCACCAGGUGCCCAACUUUCACUAACAGCCUAUUAAUGUUGUCGUGCUUGUUAACGGCGUUUUUGAUCGCCAGCUGAAGCAUGUGAAUGGGGCAUCUCAGAUGUAAAUUUGACAAAGUAAAGUACUGAUUUAUCAUAGUUUCUUGGGGGGGGUGUAGCCCGGUUGAGCUGCGCUGGCGAAGUGUUGCAUCCCUUCGCGUUCUCCUUUACUCAGCGGUUCAUAGUCCAUGAAAAUCAUUUCAAAAAAUGCUACAUCCAGCUCUCUUUUUCUCUCCCUUGUUAUGGUUGGGCCUUUGCGUGCAGUGAAUAAACGUUUCAAUUGCUCAACCCUUUUCUCUUGUUGCUGCUGCUGCUCCUCUCGCUCUAUAAAAUACAAAUUCAUGGACGACACAAAUUAAAUUAAACAGAUGGAUUCUGGGUCAGGCUUGAGCAUGCUUCAGACUCGUGGUGUGAGCGAGCGAAAUUGGAGCGGGACAUAGGGCGACGCUCCGUCCUUUUAAAAAUGCCGCUCUGCGCUCUGUUCAAAAUCCGUCCGCUCACGCUCCACGCUCGCUCCCGCUCCACUCCGCUCAUAUGCUCUGGGUGGACUACAGGAGACAGCAGAGAGCACGCCCCCAUCCACAUCGAUGGGGGCCGUAGUGGAGAGGGUCAAAAGCUUCAAGUUCCUCUGCGUGCACAUUACCGAGGACCUGAAAUGGUCCCUUGACUCCCUUCACACCGACAGCGUGGUGAAGAAUGCUCAACAGCACCUCAUCAACCUCAGGAUGUUGAAGAAAUUCCUCUUGGACCCUAAGACCUCACUAACUUCUACAGAUGCAGAGAGCAUUCUGUCGGGCUGUAUGAUCGCCUGGUACGGCAACUUCAACACCCGCAACCGCAGGGCUCUCCAGAGGGUGGUGCGGUCAGCCCAACUUAUCAUCGGGGGCACACUGCCUGCCCUCCAGGACACCUACAGCACCCGGUGUCACAGGAAGGCCAAUAAGAUCAAGGACAGCCACCCGAGCUACGGCCUGUCCACCCCGCUACCAUCUAGAAAGCAAAGACAGUACAGGUGCAUCAAAGCUGGGACAAGAGAAUGAUAAACAGCUUCUAUAUCCAGGCCAUCAGAAUGUUAAACAGUCAUCACUAGCCGGCCUCCAUCCAGUACCCUGCCCUGCACCUUAGACACUGUCACUAGCCGGUUACCAUCCGGUACGCUACCCUGCACCUUAGAGACUGCUGCCCUAUAUACAUAGCGUCAUUGAACACUAAUCACUUUAAUCAUGUUUACAUACUGUUUUACCCACUUUAUAUAUACAGUAUACUGUAUUCUAGUCAUGGCUCAUCCUAUAUAACUACUGCUGUACACACCUUUUCUAUUCACAUGCUGUCUAUACACACCAUUCACAUACACAUACUGUAUAUUUACACUGAACAAAAAUAUAAAUGCAUGUAAAGUGUUGGUCCCAUGUUUCAUGAGUGAAAUAAAAGAUCCCUGACAUUUUCCAUAUGCACAAAAAGCUUAUUUCUGUCAAAUUCUGUGCACAUUCUCCUUUGCCAAGAUAAUCCAUCCACCUGACAAGUGUGGCAUAUCAAGAAGCUGAUUAAACAGUAUGAUCAUUACACAGGUGCACCUUGUGUUGGGGACAAUAAAAGGCCACUCUAAAAUGUGCAGUUUUGUCACACAACACAAUGCUACAGAUGUCUCAAGUUUUGUGGGAGCGUGCAAUUGGCAUGCUGACUGCAGGAAUGUCCACCUGAGCUUUUGCCAGAUAAUUUAAUGUUAAUUUCUCUACCAUAAGCCGCCUCCAACGUCGUUUUAGAGAAUGCGGCAGUACGUCCAACCGGUCUCACAACCACAGACCACGUGCAAGGCGUCGUGUGGGUGAGCAGUUUGCUGAUGUCAAUGUUAUGAAGAGUGCCCCAUGAUGGCGGUGGGGUUAUGGUAUGGGCAGGCAUAAGCUACGGACAACGAACACAAUUGCAUUUUAUCGAUGGCAAUUUGAAUGCACAGAGAUACCGUGACGAGAUCCUGAGGCCCAUUGUCGUGCCGUUCAUCCACCCACCAUCACCUCAUGUUUCAGCAUGAUAAUGCACUGCCCCAUGUUGCAAAUAUCUGUACACAAUUCCUGGAAGCUGAAAAUGUCCAAGUUUUUCCGUGGCCUGCAUACUCACCAGACAUGUCACCACCCAUUGAGCAUGUUUGGGAUGCUCUGGAUUGACAGCGUGUUCCAGUUCCCGCCAAUAUUGAGCAAUUUCGCACAGCUAUUGAAGAGGACUGGGACAACAUUCCACAUGCCACAAUCAACAAUCUGAUCAACUCUAUGCGAAGGAGAUGUGUCAUGAUGCAUGAGGCAAAUGGUGACCACACCAGAUACUGACUGGUUUUCUGAUCCACACCCCUACUUUUUUAAAGGUAUCUGUGACCAAAAUAUGCAUAUCUGUAUUCCCAGUUAUGUGAAAUCCAUAGAUUAGGGCCUAAUGCAUUUAUUUCAAUUGACUGAUUUCCUUAUGAACUGUUACUCAGUAGAAUCUUUGAAAUUGUUGCUUGUUGCAUUUAUAUGUUUGUUCAGUGUAGAAAUAGAUCAUGCCUCUCCCUAAACAGCAGGAAGAAGAUUGUAUAGUCAACUUCCCUGGCAGUUCUUGACUAUGGUGACACCAUUUAUCGGAAUGCAGCAGCCACUACUCUUAAGCCUUUAGAUGCUGUCUACCAUAGCUUUAUAUAUUCAGGACUGGUCAUGGGGUUUUGUACUGUGUAUUUAAAUACUGUAUUCUCAACAUAGCUCAUUCUAAUAUUUCUACUAUUGUACAUUGCAUUUUACUUACACUUUUUAUAUACACCGCUUAUUUAUUUAUAUACUGAAUUAUUGACAUAGCUCACUCUAAUAUACUGCUGUACAUAUCAUUCUUAGUAUAUCUUAUGUAAAUUCUUCCAGUGUAUACACGUAUAGAUUGCAUUUGGAUUACUGUUACAGUGCUAUUUGGGUUGCUAAUUAGAUUCGUUCUGACAUUUCUUGAUUUCUUGAUUUCUUUCUUUUUUUGUGUACUUGAUUGACAUUUUACUGCAUUGUUAGGCGUUAGUAACAUAAUAAUUUUGCUGCACCGGCUAUAACACUGCUAAACUGUGUACAUGACCAACAAACUUUCAUUUGAUUUGUUUAUAGGCUAGCCAUAUUGGAGCUUUGGAAUGGCUAGCAGCACCAUUGGGUAUCCCUUAACUGGAACUUCACUGAUGUGUCCCUCCCUGCCUCCCUUGCAGAUCUGCUCACAGACCCUGUCCCUGGGGACAGUGACCUGCUUGGUCCUAAUCUUUGGCCUCUAUGCGACCUCCCUCCCUACUGAUGCUGAUAAGGGAAGGAGGAAAGUUGUUCAUGUACUCGGUACGAUCUCUACCUCUGUCUCUUUCCCCAUCCCACACAUAUUGCAUCACUGUAAUGAGAUUGCUUUUUUACAUUCUAAGGGAAGUAUAAAAGAGCAGCUGUCUGGGUUUCAAUAUAAGUGAGUUGCCAAACUGUAUCUCUCCUCCAGUAUUAUUGGCAGUCAACUGUAGAAAAUUGAAUUCCUGUUUCAUAUAAAAUGAGGUAGGAGUCAUAUUAUCAGUAAAAUGUUGCUAAAUUCCAUCCGCUUCAUAUUCAAGCAGAUGCUGUUGAUUUGGACUCUUAGAACAGUCUCUUUCAAAGCUGUGAGGAAGCUGUGUUCAGCCUGAUUGGGAACUUGCUGAUGUUGUACUGGCAACCAGCUACAAUAUCACCUUGUUAUCAUCACCUGUCCUUCUUAAUUAUAAUGUUAUUAUGAUUAUGUUAUAUACAAUAUGCCUCCACCUGGAUACAUCUCUCCUCACGCCUGAAAUCCCAACCUAGAUUUAUGUUAUGAUGUAUUCUGUAAACAGGUCUCAAAGCUCAGCGGUCGGUUACAAACAUUUCUGAGCGCAGAGUUCCCAGCUCACGGUCACUAUAACCAGCUGUCAUGGCUAAUUGUAGGCUUUGUGAUCUGUUCACAAUAAGCAGACUCUCAGCUGUGUUGCUCAGUAACUCUCAGAGAAGAGCAGCACUCUCACAAAGCCUAGGAGACGGCCUGGCUGCCAAUGACGCAAACCAGAGCUACAUGUACAUUCCAUUUCAAAUAAAGUUGUCUCCUACCCACUGCUCUCAUUCACUACCCCUCACAAAUCUGAGACAACUGGGUAGAUGUAAGUUAUAGCUCCGCCUACGCGUCAUAUUGAUUUCCAGUCCUAUUAGAUUUGCGAAGUGGAGUGAACACGGGUGUAGGUGUGGGGAGUGGAACACUUUCUGGAAUGAAACAGAGCCAAGGCCUUGGGGAUUCAGCUGGCCUCAAAAGAACUAUGAUGUAAUAGGCAGUGCCAGUGACACAGAACAAAGCAUGCUGGGACCUGGUGCUGAUGAUGAAACACAGAUCUCUUAGGUGACACAUGUCUCCUCAGCCCAUUGGCCCUCACUGGCGAAACAACAAACUAUCUAAUUAUAUACACUUUCACCAUCCUGACCUUAUAACUAAAGUUUGGGUGGUUCCCAUAACUUUAACAGUAAUAAUGUCCCUAUAUACUGUAGAUCAUCACACCAUGAGAAAAUCCUCCUUUUAAAAGUAAAGUACUGGUGCAUCAGAUCAUUGAUAAACAUACUGUAAGUCCCCCACAACCUUGCCUGUCCUGACCAUUCCUGUUCCUCUACUCCCCCUCUCUGCGUCCAGAGGAUGACACCGGGGCAGUGAUUGUUCAGACCGCCCCCGGUAAAGUGAUCACCCACCGGGGAGGCUCCAUUACCCUGCCCUGCCGCUACCACCACGAACCCGAGAGCUCCGACCCCAACCGCAUCCGCAUCAAGUGGACCAAGGUGACGGAUGCGCUGGUGUUUGAGGAUGUGUUUGUGGCACUGGGCCUCCAGCAGAGGGUGUUCGGGUCGUACCGGGGGCGUGUGUCCCUGGAGCAGAACGGACCAGGGGACGCCUCGGUCAUCAUCCACAACGUCACCCUGGAGGACUACGGACGCUACGAGUGUGAGGUCACCAACGACAUGGAGGACGAUACUGGAUUCGUCAACCUCGAUCUUGAAGGUCAGAGGUUAAGGUUGAAGGGUUAAGGGUUAGAUGGGUUCAAAGCCAUGUAUUUAGAGAGUUGGGCCAACUUUUAGAAUAGUAAUUAUUGUUCUAAUUCUAGACAUACAGUUACAUAGCAUUAUUUACCAGGUUUCCGAACACCCCAGCCACGAGCUGGUCACCUCCUUCCCAACAGGCUCAGAGACAGUUUCUAUCUACAAGCCACCUUAGCACACACAGACUGUUCUCCCCUAAGGGUGUCUGCUGCUGUUAUCUCCUUCUCUCUUUCUUCCCUCACACCCCUGACAAUUUCUCUUUCUCACCCGCUGUCUCACCCCUUUCACUCCCCCACCCCCUCUCUCUCUUGCUCUCUCUCUCACACAACUGCUGCUACCAGACUCUUAUUAUGAUUGCUAAAUACUGCACAAUUUAAACACUUGCCCCCAAUCCCCCCUUCCCCAAAACACGUGUAAAUAUUGGACUAUAAAUGGUGCCUUCCUGUAUUAUACUUAUGCUAAAAUAUUAAUUAUGUUCUACUGAGCCAUUUACUUCAUGUUCGUAUUCUUAUCUUUUAUUAGUUCUUAUUGUUGUUGUAUUGUCGAGAAGGAACCUGCAAGUAAGCAUUUCGUUGGACGGAGUAUAUCAUGUGUAUCUGUGAGAGUGUGAUUUGAAGGAGUCAGACGCAGGAGGGUAAAUCACAGAAUACGGAGUUUAUUCCGUAAUAAACAGUUACGCUGGAUAGCAUCAACAGUCCAGUGCGCAAAACAGGCGCACUGGAACAAAUACAGGCACACAGGGAAAAUAUACCCCGGCAAUACAAAGUACAGGUCGCUCCACCGAGCUACACUCAUCUCACAUGAAACAAUCACCCACAAGGACAAGGGGGCAGAGAGAACACUUAUACAUGUACUAAUGAGGGGAAUAUGAACCAGGUGUGUGUAAUUGACAAGACAAGACAAAUGGAAUGAUGAGAUAUGGAGCGGCAGUGGCUAGAAGGCCGGUGACGACGAACGCUGAAGCCUGCCCGAACAAGGAGGGGAGGCAGCUUCGGAAGAAGUCGUGACAGUAUCCUGUACAUUCAACUAAUAAAACUUAAAUAUUCCCCAUGUAAUGGGUUGUGGCUAGAUGGUAUACAGCUACGGACAUAAGUUACUUUUCGUAGCAGGUUAGGAGAUCAUUUUAGCUAAAUCUAACCCUAACCCUUUUCCUAACUUUAAUCAAUUUCUCCUAACCUGCUACGUUAAUUAUCCUAACCUGCUGCGUAAGUUCUCCUAACGAAAAGUCACAUCUGUCCGUAGCUGUAUACCAUCUAUUCAAAACCCAUGUAAUAUUAAUGGGCCACUAACAUGGCUGCCAUAGGUUUUUGAAGUGUCAUGUAAAUGUAUCAUAAUGCUCAUUCUAAACAUUAUAUUUCCCAUGUAAUGUUAAUCCUUAAGAGUCUAUUGAUGCACCCAUGUGUCAAUCUAAGUAACAUAAUAAAAAGAUCCCUAUUAAAAUCCGUCAGUUUAAGCUAGAGAUAUCUUUCUUGCAUGGGCUGCAUCUCAAUCCACCGCAUCCACCUAUGUUGGCCUUCCACAAAUUGGGUCUUCUCACAAAAAAGUCUGUAGCGUCCGAACGGUUUGGCCUACAAAUGAAUAUGACCACUCUGAUUCCACUGAAGGUCACGGGACUCGUAUAAAGGUAACCCAUACAAACGAAUGAAAGUAUGGAGGUAGUUUUGUGCCAACAAAAAUAAGGGGUUAAAUAUGAGUCCAAAAAACAAAGAUAUUUCCUGAGCUUUCUUACAUCUCCUAGAUAUAGAACAGACACUUCAAAACCUUAUUCCUUUUUUUGGACUGUCAUUUUUGCCAUUUAUGAAUGUGUUAUUUAAUGCGUUUCUGUGGGCUAUAGUAGUAAAGGCCAAAUUCAAUAUUCUAUCAAAUAUUGUUAUAAUAUAUAUUUUUUAUGCCUAAAGGGGUCCUGAAAUUCAAAAUAAAAAUAGAUAAUGAUCCAUGGUUUGACCAUCUUAAAAAAAUUCCAUAUGCUAGCUUAGUAGAACUUGUCCUCAUAGAUCAGUAUCUCUCCCUCUCUCUCUUUCCCUCAGGUGUAGUAUUCCCCUACUACCCCCGGGUGGGGCGCUACAAGCUCAACUACCACCAAGCUGAAGACGUGUGUAAGGAGCAGGAUGCCAUCCUGGCCUCUCAUGCCCAGCUCCACAAGGCCUGGAUGGAGGGACUGGACUGGUGCAACGCUGGCUGGCUGGAGGACGGCUCCGUCCAGUACCCCAUCUCCCACCCCCGGGACCAGUGUGGCCGCAAGGACACCCCCUCAGGGGUACGCAACUAUGGCUACAGACACAAAGAGGAUGAGCGCUAUGACGCCUUCUGUUUCACCUCCAACCUCAAUGGUGAGUGUGGGGGCUCCUUUCCUUGCUUUCUUUCCUUGAACAGAUGAGAGAUGAGAACAUUGAUAGGUGACGGGUAGGUUCCCAAGAUAUCUUUCCACCAUAUUGCCUCUGCUCUGACUAUACAGUAUUUUCAGGUCUGUGCAGAUGAAGGUAAGGAGACUAGGCGAGGUGUAUUGCGAUGCAGCCAGAGAGCCCACAGGGGGAAGAGGGGCAUGUCUCUGAUCUCUGCACCGUGAUCCCCUAGGCCCGAGGCCAUUGGAUUUGGAUCAGUCCCUGUGUUGAUCCUGCUCUCUUAAAAGGGCCACAGUGUCUUCUGGCUCCGUUUUUAUCUCCACUCCAUUUGAUUUACGUCCAUAGUUCCACACAGCUGUGGCAGGGUGAGAGGCAUAUCUUGGUUCUAGGAUUCAGAUGGGCUCCCGAGUGGCGCAGUGGUCUAAGGCACUGCAUCUCAGUGCUUGAGGUGUCACUACAGACCUCCUGGUUUGAUUCCAGGCUGUAUCACAACCGGCCGUGAUUGGGAGUCCCAUAGGGCGGCGCACAAUUGGCCCAACAUUGUCCGGGUUUGGCCGGUGUAGGCCGUCAUUGUAAAUAAGAAUUUGUUCUUAACUGACUUGCCUAGUUAAAUAAAGGUAAAAUAAAAUAAAUAUAUAAAAAUAUCUAUUAGAUAGCCAGAAGGCAACGUUUGUGUCAGUGGGUGCUGUAGGUGGGUGUGGUGCAGGAAUCAGAUGCAGGACGCAGAAAGAUAAGUCCAAUAGACUUUAGUGAACAGCACACUCAAAUUCACGAGUCAAACGCCCGGAGGCGAGAAAGUCCGCACACAGGCGAAAACCAAAAGGCGCACAAAACAGUGCGUAAAUAACCUCCUAACACAGAGGAGGAAAAUACGAAAUGCACAAGGCAAACAGUAGCGCACAAAACACGACAGCGAAACAAUAACACACAAACACAGACACACACAACGAGAACUAAAUAGAACACUAACGAGGACUAACUAGACACAGGUGUACAACAUCAAGACCAAACCAAACGAACAUGAAACAUAGAUCGGUGGCAGCUAGUACUCCGGAGACGACGACCGCCGAAGCCUGCCCGAACCAGGAGGAGGAGCAGCCUCGGCCGAAACCGUGACAGUACCCCCCCCUUGACGCGCGGCUCCAGCCGUGCGCCGACCCCGGCCUCGGGGACGACCAGGAGGACGCGGAGCAGGGCGCGCGGGAUGGUCCCGGUGGAACUCCGACAGGAGAGAUGGUCUAGGAUGUCCCUCCGCGGCACCCAGCACCGCUCCUCCGGGCCGUACCCCUCCCACUCCACGAGAUACUGGAGACCCCCCAUCCGGCGUCUGGAGUCCAAGAUGGACCGAACGGUGUACGCCGGAGCCCCCUCGAUGUCCAAUGGGGGUGGAGGAGUCUCUCCUAUCUCAUUGUCCUGGAGUGGACCAGCUACCACCGGCCUGAGAAGAGACACAUGGAACGAGGGGUUAAUAUUCUUAUAUUCAACAGGUAGAUGUAACCUAUAACACACCUCGUUCAAUCUUCUCAGGACUUUAAAGGGCCCCACAAACCGCCGACCCAGCUUCCGGCAGGGCAGGCGGAGGGGCAGGUUUCUGGUAGAGAGCCAGACUCGAUCUCCGGGUGCGUACACCGGCCCCUCACUGCGGUGGAGAUCGGCGCUCGCCUUGUGACGAAGGACGGCCCGCUGCAGGUGGACGUGGGCAGCGUUCCACGUCUCUUCCGAGCGCCUCAUCCAAUCAUCCACCACAGGGGCCUCGAUCUGGCUCUGCUGCCACGGUGCCAGAACUGGCUGGUAACCUAAUACACAUUGAAAAGGGGUUAGGUUAGUAGAGGAGUGGCGGAGAGAGUUCUGGGCCAUCUCGGCCCAGGGAAUGUAACGCGCCCACUCCUCAGGCCGGUCCUGGCAAUACGACCUCAGAAACCUACCCACAUCCUGGUUGACACGUUCCACCUGCCAGUUACUCUCCGGGUGGUACCCCGAGGUAAGGCUAACCGAGACCCCCCAAACGCUCCAUAAACGCUCUCCACACACGGGAGGUAAACUGGGGGCCUCGAUCAGACACUAUAUCCUCGGGGACCCCGUAAUGCCGGAAGACGUGGGUAAAUAGGGCCUCAGCGGUCUGUAGGGCAGUAGGAAGACCCGACAUAGGGAGAAGACGACAGGCCUUAGAGAACCGGUCCACAACGACCAGGAUGGUGGUAUUCCCCUGAGAGAGGGGAAGGUCUGUUACAAAAUCCACCGAGAGGUGGGACCAUGGUCGUUGUGGAACGGGUAGGGGCUGUAACUUACCCCUGGGCAGAUGUCGGGGCGCCUUACACUGGGCGCACACCGAGCAGGAGGAGACGUAAACCCUCACAUCCCUAGCCAAAGUAGGCCACCAGUAUUUAGUGCUAAGGCAAUGCACUGUCCGGCCAAUACCCGGAUGUCCUGAGGAGGGUGACGUGUGAGCCCAGUAGAUGAGUCGAUCCCGAAUCUCGAGCGGAACGUACCUCCGACCCUCAGGACAUUGUGGAGGGCUGGGGUCGGUACGCAACGCUCGCUCGAUCUCGGCAUCGACCUCCCACACCACCGGUGCCACAAGGCAAGACUCCGGUAGUAUGGGAGUAGGCUCAACGGACCUCUCCUCUGUGUCAUACCGCCGGGACAGUGCAUCUGCCUUGCCAUUCUGGGACCCAGGGAUGUACGUGAUUUUAAAUACGAACCUGGUGAGAAACAUACUCCAUCGAGCCUGGCGAGGGUUCAGUCUCCUCGCUGCCCGGAUGUACUCCAGGUUCCGAUGGUCAGUCAAAAUGAGGAAAGGGUGUUGAGCCCCCUCAAGCCAAUGCCUCCACACCUUAAGGGCCUGAACUACAGCUAACAGCUCCCUGUCCCCAACGUCAUAGUUACGCUCCGCCGGGCUGAGCUUUUUGGAGUAAAAAGCACAGGGGCGGAGUUUAGGUGGCGAGCCGGACCUUUGAGAGAGCACGGCCCCUAUACCAGCCUCAGACGCGUCCACCUCAACCUGAAAGGGAAUUGUGGGAUCCGGAUGCGCCAGCACCGGAGCCGACGUAAACAGGUCCUUCAGUCUCCCAAAGGCCCUGUCCGCAUCAGCUGACCACUGCAGGCGCACCGGACCCCCUUUCAGAAGGGACGUGAUGGGAGCUGCCACCUGUCCAAAACCCCGGAUAAACCUCCGGUAGUAAUUCGCAAAGCCCAAGAACUGCUGCACCUCUUUUACAGUGGUUGGAGUUUGCCAAUUACGCACAGCGGACACACGAUCCACCUCCAUACUCACCCCUGACGCGGACAACCGAUAACCCAAAAAGGAGACAGAUUCCUGGAAAAACAGACAUUUCUCUGCCUUGACAUAUAGGUCGUGCUCCAACAGCCUCCUCAAUACACGUCGCACCAGGGUUACAUGCUCGGCUCGGGUAGACGAGUACACCAGAAUAUCAUCAAUGUACACGACCACCCCUUGUCCCUGCAUAUCCCGGAAAAUGUCAUCUACGAAGGAUUGAAAGACUGAUGGAGCAUUCAUCAACCCAUAUGGCAUGACAAGAUAUUCGAAAUGACCUGACGUGGUACUAAACGCUGUUUCCAUUCAUCGCCCUCCCUAAUGCGCACCAAGUUAUACGCGCUCCUGAGAUCCAAUUUUGUGAAAAACCGCGCCCCAUGCAAUGACUCCGUCAUGGUCGCAAUCAGAGGGAGUGGAUAACUGUAUUUCACAGUAAUCUGAUUGAGACCACGGUAAUCAAUGCACAGGCGCAACCCUCCAUCUUUCUUUUUCACAAAAAAGAAACUCGAAGAGGCGGGGGAAGUGGAAGGCCGAAUGUAUCCCUGUCUCAAAGAUUCGGCUAUGUAGGUCUUCAUAGCUUUUCUCUCCUCUUGAGACAAAGGAUACACAUGGCUCCGUGGGAGCGCUGCUCCUGCCUGGAGAUCAAUCGCACAAUCCCCCUGUCUAUGGGGAGGCAACUGCGUCGCCCUAGUUUUGCUAAACACAAGAGCUAAAUCCCCAUAUUCAGGCGGAAUGUGCAAUGCGGGCACUUGGUUUGGACUUUCCACCGACGUCGCCCCCACGGAAACACCCAGACAUCGCCCCUCACACUGAGCAGACCACCCAUCGAGAGCCCUCUGUUGCCACGAAAUAGCAGGGUUAUGGGUGCUUAACCAGAGAAUCCCCAGCACCACUGGGUACGCAGGAGAGUCGAUCAGAUACAGCUGUAUAGUCUCUUCAUGACCCCCCUGCGCACACAUCCUAAGUGGCGCUGUGACUUCCCUGAUCAACCCCGACCCCAACGGACGGCUAUCUAAGGCAUGAACGGGAAAAGGUUUGUCAACGGGUAGGAGAGGGAUCCCUAACUCUAAACAAAACUUUCGAUCAACAAAAUUCCCAGCUGCGCCUGAAUCUACUAGCGCCUUAUGCUGGGAAUGAGGUGCAACCUGUGGAAAACCAACAGGUAUACAAAAGUGCGCAACAGAAAGCUCUGGGUAGGUGGGGCGUCUACUCACCUGGGAGGCCCCCCCAGUGCGUGGCCUGUUGUCUUCUCCCCCGGAGAACCCUCCCCAGCACCUGGCCGCAGUGUGCCCUCCACGACCGCACUUGGUGCAGGAGACAGGCCCCCUCGGGCUCCUCCUACUCCGUUCUCUAGCGCCGGCACCCCCCGAGCUCCAUAGGGCUCGGCUCGGAGGUGCCGGAGGGCGUAAUGGACGGACCCCCCUCGGGACGUCCACGGGUGGCCAGCAGGGUGUCUAAACGGAUGGACAUAUCAACCAACUGGUCGAAAGUCAGAUGGGUAUCCCUGCAGGCCAACUCUCGUUGAACGUCCUCCCGGAGGCUACACCGAAAAUGGUCAAUGAGAGCCCGUUCAUUCCACCCUGCAUCCGCCGCUAGAGUCCGGUACUCUAAAGCAAACGCCUGUGCGCUCCUCCUCCCCUGUCUCAAGUGGACUAGCCGCUCCCCCGCCGCUUUGCCCUCAAGUGGAUGGUCAAACACGGCCUUGAAGCGGCGGGAGAACUCUGCGUAGGAGAUGGUGUUGGCGUCCAUCUUCCUCCACUCAGCGUUAGCCCACUCCAACGCCUUUCCCGAGAGACAGGAGAUGAGGGUGGAAACGCUCUCGUGUCCUGAGGGCACCGGGUGUACAGUGGCCAGGUAGAGCUCCACCUGCAGGAGGAACCCCUGACACCCGGCAGCUGUUCCGUCAUACGCCCUCGGGAGCGAGAGCCGAAUCCUCCUGGGUUCCGGACCUGGGGCUGGUGGACCGGCCGAUGGGGUGGACAGGGUAGGUGGAGGUGUGGGUACCCUGCUGGCUUCCCAUCGGUGCAGGGUGUUGAUCACGUCCUGUAGAGCGGUCUCCAGUUGUCUUAUCUGGCCCUCCUGCCAAUGGAUAUGCUCCUCGAGCGACACAGCCGAUCCUGCUGAUUCCAUAAUGGUGUGUUAUUCUGUCAGUGGGUGCUGUAGGUGGGUGUGGUGCAGGAAUCAGAUGCAGGACGCAGAAAGAUAAGUCCAAUAGACUUUAGUGAACAGCACACUCAAAUUCACGAGUCAAACGCCCGGAGGCGAGAAAGUCCGCACACAGGCGAAAACCAAAAGGCGCACAAAACAGUGCGUAAAUAACCUCCUAACAAAGAGGAGGAGCAGCCUCGGCCGAAACCGUGACAGUUUGGGGGCAAUGCUGCUGCUCUACUGUACUAGAACUCGUCAUGACAGAAUGAUCCAUCUGUUACCGGGGGAUAUAAAACAUAACAUUUGGAGAAACAUGAUUUAUGGGUACAGCCGCUGAGAUUGUGACUCAAUCGCUGAAGAAAUAACAAAUAGAUUUUAUUUUAUUUUUCUUCUCCUGAGAAGGAACAAAAGUAAUGAUAUUCUUUCUUGAAUAUUAAAGCAAAACAGUCCUUUUUGCCAAGAAUCUGAACUAUCUGAACUAGAGAAGAGAGACAACACACUAGCCGUAGUCGAACUUUAACCUGGUACUUCAUAGUGGAGACCUAACAGUCUCUUCAUUGCCUCCCCAGUGAGUUAAUUACAUUCAAACAGACAGUCAGGCCUGAAAUGUGGGCUAUCUUCAGGAGCGAUGGUGGGUGAUACUGUUGCACUGACCAGCUGGAAGAUAUUUACCCAGUAGCCCUUGGGGAAAUAUAAGACAAUAUUACUCCCUAACAGGCAGCAGCCAUAUAAACAAACGGAAAAUCGAUAGCCAAGUGCAAGGCUGCUGGCAACCGUUCUGUGGUAGAAAACGACCCUAUGUUUUCUAGGUUAGCUUGUUCAUUCCUCUCUGUAAAAACUUCACGAGGCUUCAUUUCAGUGCUAACACUUUCUACAAUCAUGAUCCCAUAACUGUAAAUGCUUCUGGCGAGAAGUCUUCCCAGAACAAGAUGAAAUUAGAAAUUGAAGUAUUUUACAGUAAUUUUGAGCGAGAGCGCUGUCCACCGCCGCUGCAUGCUGUUCGAUUUUGAAACGGCUCAUGUGGGUUCUCUCUCUAUCUCCUUCUCUCUUUCUUUCCCGCACACCCCUGACAAUUUCUCUAUCUCACCCUCUGUCUCACCCAUCUCAUCCCUCUCUCUCUCUCUCUCUCUCUCUCUCCUCCAGUCUCUUCCUCUCCUCUCUCUCACUCUCUCUCAUCUCUCUCUCUCUCCCUCGUCAACUCUCUUCUCCUCUCUUCCUCUCUCCAUCAUCUCUCUCGUCUCUCCUCUCAUGCGCUCUCUCUCUCGUGCUCUCAUCUCCUCUCCUCUCAUCUCUCUCUCUUCUCCUCCUCUCUCUCCUCUCUCUCUCUCUCUCUCUCUUCCGCUCCCUCAUCUCACUUCCCUUGCUCCCUGUCACAUCUUCUAUCUCUCUUCUCCAAGUCCUUCCCCUGUCUUCACUGUCUCUCUCCUCUUGCGUAGAGCCCCUUGUCCCCGCCGCUCAUGCUUCUCUCUUUCGCUGCCCAGACGGAUGUUUUGUUUCUUGAGAUUCGGACUCAUUCUCCGCGCAGGCAUCAGACUUGUUUCUGCCCUAUACCUCAGAAUCUAUCCCCUCUCGGUUCUGCUCUGCCUGUUAUCUCAUGUGUUCUCUCUCAUCCCUUCUCUCUCUUUCUUCUCCCUCCUCCCACUUACAUUCUCUAUCUCUACCCUCUGCUCAUCCACGCUGAUCGAUCUCUCUCUCUCUCGUCUCUCUCUCUCUCACGCUCGCUCCAGAUCGAUUCUCUCUGCUCCUCGUCUCUCUCACCAUCUCUGCCUCGACUCUCGCUCGCAUCACUCUCUCCCUCUGGUCUCUCUCUAUCUCUCUCUCUCCUCUCUCUCAUCUCUCUCUCUCUCUCUCUCUCUCUCUCUCAUACACACACACACACUUCUCUUCUCUCCCCCCUCUCCCCUCCUCCAGGUAAGGUGUAUUUCCUGAAGCGCUUUAAGAAGGUGAAUUAUGUUGAAGCAGUGAAGGCUUGCGUGCGUGACGGCUCCGUGGUGGCCAAGGUGGGCCAGCUCUAUGCUGCCUGGAAGAUCCAGCUGCUGGACCGCUGUGAGGCUGGCUGGCUGGAGGACGCCAGCAUCCGCUACCCCAUCGUCAACCCACGUACCCGCUGCGGAGGGCCCCAACCGGGGGUCCGCCACUUGGGCUUCCCUGACUUUAAGUUCCGCCUCUAUGGGGUCUACUGCUUCCGCAAGAAUGAAGAGAGUGUUAAUGGUGAUGUGGUUAAGUCAACACAGCGCCCAAGGAAGAGCAGCAAGGACAUCCCCAUGAACACCACCUCCACCAGAACCGUCUAG
Molecule: messenger RNA, 18826 nt
Organism: Coregonus sp. 'balchen'
Lineage: Eukaryota; Metazoa; Chordata; Actinopteri; Salmoniformes; Salmonidae
Source: the annotation of a GenBank genome assembly